Messenger RNA from Benincasa hispida (wax gourd), 1044 nucleotides. Lineage: Eukaryota; Viridiplantae; Streptophyta; Magnoliopsida; Cucurbitales; Cucurbitaceae. The record is from RefSeq and is a predicted model, not a curated record.
CGCACAUGUAUUUCGUCUGUGGUCCAAACGGGAAAGCCAAACGAUCGAUUGUCGAGAGGGUUGAGCUAAUAAAUCAACCGCCGGACCCGCCGUUAAGAUCGCCGCCGUCCACGGCCGUGGCGGCUGGCAAGUUUUAAAUCCUCUCUCUCUCUUCUUAAUUAUUUUUGUUAUUUUUUGAUCUCCUGUAGACUUUUUAAAAAGCUACUCUUCACUGGAAAUGCUUUCGAAACCCUCUGUAUCGUCUGUUCUAAUAGACCAAAUCAACGGCUCCGAUUCAAUCACCGCCUCAAUCCAUUGCCAGAAAAAGGCUCAGAAAUGGUUCCAGGUGCCGGAAUCCGUAGCCGUUUACCAUACGCAUGCGGUGGGGCCCAACCAGACCUGCUCCGCCGUGGUCCAAGAAAUCGCCGCCCCCAUCUCCACCGUCUGGUCAGUGGUCCGGCGGUUCGAUAACCCGCAGGCCUACAAGCACUUCGUCAAGAGCUGCCACGUGGUCGUCGGCGAUGGCAACGUCGGAACGCUCCGGGAGGUCCACGUCAUCUCCGGCCUUCCCGCCGGCUGCAGCACCGAACGCCUCGAGAUUCUCGACGACGAACACCACAUCCUCAGCUUCAGCAUGAUCGGCGGUGACCACCGCCUCGCCAACUACAGAUCCAUCACCACACUUCAUCCAUCGCCGGCCGACGGCGGAAAUAAAACCGUGGUGGUUGAGUCCUACGCCGUCGAUACGCCGCCGGGAAAUACCAAAGAAGAAACGGUGGUGUUCGUUGAUACCAUACUGCGUUGUAAUCUGCAGUCGUUGGCUCAACUCGCCGAGAAUUUGCAUAAACGCAAUAAUCAAUCUCCGCCAUAAGUUAACUUCGUUGAUUUUAACAUUCACUAUUUUCCUCUCUUCUCUAUUUCUUCAAAUUUUUGGCUUAAUUGUCUAGAAAUUUUCAGGGGCUGCCCAAAUGCCUUCCGCCCUGUACCUGAAUUAAUAUUUAGAACUUUGUCUCUCUUUUGUUCCAAAAUAACAAAAUAACUUUGUAUUCUUAUCAUUUUACUUCA